Messenger RNA from Penicillium soppii, 2472 nucleotides. RefSeq lists its product as uncharacterized. Gene Ontology annotation, cellular component: Mon1-Ccz1 complex; intracellular membrane-bounded organelle. Lineage: Eukaryota; Fungi; Ascomycota; Eurotiomycetes; Eurotiales; Aspergillaceae. The transcript has 4 exons. The record is from RefSeq and is a predicted model, not a curated record. Bases 1 to 2472 code for a protein of 823 amino acids. Gene Ontology annotation, biological process: vesicle-mediated transport.
AUGUCAACAUCCACCCCAAAUCCCACUAUGGGGUCAUCUUUCUUUCAUCCUUUACUGCUUUUACCUGCAAUAGCUGCCCGGUGCGAGCUGCAGACGCAGUCAAGUUAUGCAAUGCCUGAAAGCGACCAUGAUUCUGUGAUCCCAGCGCAGCUGUCGUAUCUCGCCAUCUACAAUCCAACCCUUGGACCUACCGACGAGACGAUAGCGGAUCAGAUCGUGUUCUAUACUUCGCAAUCAAGCCAUGAGCGUGAGAACUCUAGACUCAAGGCAGAAGGCGAAGAGGCAAGGGAAUUGGAAAAUGAGAAACUGCGCCAGAUCGGCCUGGCGCAGGGUUUGGUAAACUUUGCUAGUAAUUUCUCCGACGGAAAGAAGUUGGAAUAUGUUGAAACAGACAAAGCACGGGUUGUUACCCUUGAAAUAGAGAAGGACUGGUGGGUUGUUGCGUCUAUCGAUCUCACCCGACUGCCCGCCGAUCCAGCUCAAAGUUCCGCGUCUGACAAAACCCCGACAUUUCAAUAUUCGUCGCGAGAGAUGACACCGCCACCCCUACUGAUCCAGCAAAUACGUCGCGCGCAUUCGCAAUUCCUCCUUCAUCAUGACUUUACAAUGGACGGACUCUUGAAUCGAGUUGGCAGAUCCACAUUAUGCAUUUUUCUUGAUCGUUUUUGGGAUAAAUUUGCAUGGAACUGGGAGCUUUUGUUGACCGGGAACCCAAUUGUGGAGAUCUACAACGGCAUCAAACUCUCUGCUGGAGGAGAGUUAGGGAUCGGCGUUGGAGAGGAAGAGUGGGGCAGCGGGGAACGAGAAGUACUCGAAGACUUCGUGACAAGGGCAGAGGGCUUGGUGGACUUGGUUGUCUCCAGAUUUGGCGAUCCUUCCCCACCGUUCGAAGGAUCUCCGGCUAUCACCAACUCCAAUGAUCAACGCCAAUGGCUUGGAGCAGAUAAUGCCCCUCGACCAUCUGAUGGCGUAGUUUUCACGGGUAUGGGUGCUCUUUCUCGACACUCACUGGCACAUGUAUCACACUGGAUGGAAUGGAUCUAUCGGUUUGGGGAUGCUGCCUAUGGAGUUGGGCGGGACCCAAGCUCACUGCGUCGUCGCAAGCCACGAAAACAACGGGGAAGGCAACCUUUCGGAGAUGAUGCACAGCCCUCCACGUCUGACCGUAGCUUCACGCCCGGUAUACCUCGUCCGCUUAUAAUAGGAACACCAGAGCCGGUUCAAGAAGUUUCCAAGCCGGAUCACGCAGAAGCCCGAGAUAAGCCUUUGCAGGUCAAACCCGAGCAAAAGUUUGACAAUCUCGGAUUCCCCACAGAGACGGUCAUGAAAUAUCUUACUCUUGGAUAUGGUUCCUCUUGGAGUUUCUCCCCCAAGUCGACAUCUAUGUCACCUUCCGGUGACCUCACCCCAGUGCAAAAUGGAUCUGUUUCGAGUUCAAUCCCGAAAACUCAACCUACGAACAUUGCCCAACUUGCACAGGCAGACGAAAAUCACCGAAAUGACACAAGAAUCGAAUCUUCGGGCCGCUUCAUUCUAGGACCUCGUGAUGAUCUACAAGCAUUGGAUGAUUUCGAAGAGGGAAGCCCAGAGCCCGAGUCCGAGAACGGCAAACCCAGAACUCGCAUAGUGCAUAGAACUUUAUAUGUCCACCUUGGUGGGACAGAUACAACACCGAAGAAGCUUCAGGCGGUGAUAUAUGUGCACCAACCCUUCAUGUUCACAUUCCUGUUCGACCCUCAAACACCUUCUUUAUCAUCGCCAUCCCUCUACUCGAGCAUGCAUCAUCAGCUCGGCCCUCUCCAAAAGCCACUGCUGUCAUCUACCUCCCCAACAGCAGCGGCCUCUCGAAUCUCUAUAUCCGAAAACUCAGACCCCAGCAAACGCUUCACAACCCGCACCCACCCAAUUUACGACCUAGUCUACGACCCAUCAAACCUAACAAUCCGCUCCUCAAUCCCAAAUAUUCCCACCCUCAACAUCCCCCAAUCCCCUCAACCGCCCCGAUCGCCACCUCAAUCCUCCUCCCCAUCACACUGGUCCCGCAUCGAAAGUCUAGCAAUCCACCACCGCCUGUUAUCAACAUACACAGACACCCGCUCUCGCCCCCAAGAACUCGAACGCACAAGCAAGACCAACCGCGGGUGGUGGGUCGUCUGGGUCCGUAUCCCCGCCCAAGCCCCAGCUCUCUCCACAGCCUCUUCCUCGCUAGCGCUGUCGUCCAUGGUCGAUGAUGGCUCAUUCACAAUAUCUCAAGCCCCCCAGGAGGCAUUCAUCGUCCGCAAAGCGAGCGACUAUACCUCCUCGACAGGCCAGGGGCGUGUCAGCAGUGGCGCGCGCUUCUUCCGUGAUCUCGGCGGUGCAUCUUCCACAGGUCUGACGUACCGUGCGGAUAUUGCGCCUUCCAAGUUGGUUGAGGGGCUUGGGAUGGAUGCUAGGAGGUAUAUCGAGGGGCUAUUGAGUUUGAAUCGGUAA